AUGGAGCCGCGCCGAUGGAGGCCCCGGUUCUACAACCCCUUCACGGAGCGCGGACGGCGCACGGAGUACCUCCCCUUGUACCGCGGCUUUUUCCGCACGAUGCCGCUGCACCGUUGGGGGAUCAAUGACAUUCAAAAAACGCUCGGCUACGCCGCCCUCAACCCGUCCCUGUUUGGCUUCCCCGACCAACCCACGUGCAUCGUGAACACAGCGUACUUUCUGCCGUCGCUGCGGAGUCGGCAGCGCGGUGUAUGGGCCUUCGGAACGGAGCGUGGAUGUAAGAGCAUCAUCGUUCCUCACUCAUGUAGUGGAGAGCACUUCGACGCGCUCGAUGCCCGCCUCAUAGAGCCACUCUUCCGCUGGAAUCCUGGUGUCGAAUACGUGUAUUUCUCGCGCCAUUGCGAGGCGAUGGCGCAGCAGCUCCUCAGCUCUCUCAGCCGCUGUCAUCACUUGCGCGAGGUGACCUUGGAGGGUUGGAGCGAUGCCGUCGCUGUGCAUCGCAUCAUGAUGGCGUGCAAGAAUGCCGAUGUGCUGGAGACGUACAGCCUCGAUGACUCGCCACGCAGCUGGCGCAAUGAGCUCUCUGUCCAGGCGCUGACAACCCUUAUCGAGAUGCACCCCAAGCUGCGCGCCGUAAAAUCACACCGUCUCUACCUCGCCGACUGGUAUGAGGCAACCCGCUUCUCUCGGUGCAAGCACAAUGUCGCCCUCAUCCUGUUCUCGUGCGAUUUUGUAGUUUUUUUCUACGUUAUGUUCCUGUGCCUUGUGUGCAUACCUGCGUAUGGCGCGUACCGCAUUGUCUACCGUCUUACCGCGAGUCGCUUGUCGGACGCCUACGCAUGGUUCUGGAGCGUUGUUGCAUUCGUGCUCACCUUCUCGGCGAUUGUCGCCUUCGACUACGUCGGGGGAUCUUACCGCGGUCGUUGCUGGGUGCACAUGCACAAGUACUUCAUCUUUGCGAAGCGGCGCGUGGACGUUUGGAUGAACGUGCACCAGACGGCGAUCGUUUUCCGCAAGAGCUGA
Leishmania braziliensis MHOM/BR/75/M2904 is the source of this 1023-nucleotide messenger RNA. RefSeq lists its product as hypothetical. NCBI's taxonomy places the organism in Eukaryota, Euglenozoa, Kinetoplastea, Trypanosomatida, Trypanosomatidae. The record is from RefSeq and is a predicted model, not a curated record. The coding region runs from base 1 to 1023 and encodes 340 amino acids. The transcript has a single exon.